Molecule: messenger RNA, 462 nt
Organism: Aspergillus tanneri
Lineage: Eukaryota; Fungi; Ascomycota; Eurotiomycetes; Eurotiales; Aspergillaceae
Product: MOSC domain-containing protein
Exons: 1
Coding region: 1-462 (153 amino acids)
Molecular function (GO): molybdenum ion binding; catalytic activity; pyridoxal phosphate binding
Source: RefSeq, a predicted model, not a curated record
AUGUCCAAAUCCCCGGUUCCCUCUAUAACCCUAGUCCAAGAUCUAGGUGUCUCUGGCGACUGCCACUCAGGAAAAAAUCUCCGCCAGGUGCACCUCGUCCCGAUGGAGAGCCUACGCCAAGUAUCCGCAAAACUCGAGGCUUCCGCACCCGUUAAGGCUGGGGAGAUCGGCGAAAACGUGACGACGGAGGGGAUCGAUCUGGGCGGUCUUCCUUGCGGGACGGAGCUGCAUUUCGGUGAUGGAGCAGUCGUGGUGUUAACGGGAGUGAGGGAUCCCGGACCGGGGAUUGAUCGGUGUCGGGCUGGAUUGAGGGAGCAUUUCUUGGUGAGGGAUCAGAAUAAGAAGGUGGUGAAGAGGUUGGCGGGGGUUAUGGGGACGGUUAAACGAGGAGGAGAGGUGAAGCCUGGGAUGCAGAUUAAGGUAGUGAGGUCCGUGGGGAUGGAGGGUUUACCUAUUGUUUAG